UGCAGAACCGUAAACAAUGCGUUCAUGGGAGCAUUGUAUACGCCAUAUUCCUAUGUGUACGAGGAAGAGAGAGACAGAGGGGACAAGCGGCCACACUUGUGUAGGAAGAAUGCGCCGCACACUACGUUGCCCGGCACAGCAGUGAUGAAGACCACAGAACACAACUGUAACUUGUUUUCUACGCUCAAAUACACAUUUCUGUCGAAUCUGUUUGGGACCAAUUCCAGACCGAUCCUAAUGGUUCUCCGAUUUUAG
Acanthoscelides obtectus is the source of this 255-nucleotide messenger RNA. The record is from the annotation of a GenBank genome assembly. NCBI's taxonomy places the organism in Eukaryota, Metazoa, Arthropoda, Insecta, Coleoptera, Chrysomelidae.